AUGGAAGAAAGAGUAUUCUUUGAUGAGAUGAUAGAAGAGUCAGAUGAUACAGAGGAAUUUCAAGGAAUGUAUCAAGAUGAAAUUGAGCAGGAAGCUGUGAAUUCUGAGGAUUUAGGGGAGCAAGAAUUUCAAGCAAUAUUUGAUGGGAAUGAUUUUUUACAUGAGGUGGAUGAAUUAUAUCGAAUAGAAGAUAUUGAAAAUAUUGCCAUGGUUGAUUUUCUGAACAUAGGUGCUCAUGAGAUGGAAUGUUUUCAUUUUCCUAAUCUUCAGAUAGCAUUUGAUUUCUAUAACCAUUAUACAAAAUCUGUUGGUUUUGGUGCUAGAAAAAUUCGUUUUGUGGCUUACACUGGAAGAUGGCAUGUGGCUUUGUUUGUUGAAUCGUACAAUCAUGAUUGCCUUGAUCCUAGGUUAGUUGGUUUUCUUCCUACACAUAAAAAAAUGGCAAAAGCUGAUGCUAGUCAAAUGAACAACAUGAAGGAUGCAGGCAUUAGCACACCCCAUAUAUAUGCUAUGUUAGCUAAUCAAGCAGGUGGUUAUGAAAAUAAAUCUGAAGAUACAAACCUCUAUUAUGAGCACAUAGUUGAUGCUAAAAGGGUAUUGCGAGCUUUAUUUUGGUGUGAUGGAAGAAGCCAAUUAGAUUAUGAAGUAUUUGGAGAUGUGCUUGCCUUUGAUGCGACAUACAAGAAGAACAAGUACUUGUGUCCGGUAGUAGUAUUUUCCGGUGUGAAUCAUCACAACCAAAUAGUGGUAUUUGGAAGUGCUCUAGUUACCGAUGAGAGUAAGGAGGUCUACGUGUGGUUAUUACAACAAUUAUUGGCAGCCAUGAAGGGAAAAGCACCUGUAUCUGUGAUUACAGAUGGUGCUCCAUCAAUGAGGUUUGUAAUUGAGACGGUAUUCCCAAAUGCCCAUCAUAGAUUAUGUGCUUGGCACCUCAUUCGGAACGCCACAAGUAAUGUUGGAAACCCAAAAUUUACAUCUAUGUUUAAGAAGUGCAUGCUAGGAGAUUAUGAAAUUAGUGUGUUUGAGCAGAAGUUGUUUGGAAUGGUUGAGGAGUUUGGUGUAGUUAAAAAGAAUUGGAUUAUUGACAUGUACGAGAAAAGGCAUAUGUGGGCCACUGCACAUAUUCGAGGCAAGUUUUUUGCAGGAUUUAGGACAACUUCUCGAUGUGAAGAUAUAAGGAGGUUGAAGCUGACUAUGUUUCCAUAUCUGGUCUUCCAGUACUUAAAACAGCAUUAG
Arachis ipaensis is the source of this 1236-nucleotide messenger RNA. The record is from RefSeq and is a predicted model, not a curated record. NCBI's taxonomy places the organism in Eukaryota, Viridiplantae, Streptophyta, Magnoliopsida, Fabales, Fabaceae.